Messenger RNA from Acanthopagrus latus (yellowfin seabream), 4735 nucleotides. RefSeq names its product internexin neuronal intermediate filament protein, alpha b (gene inab). Lineage: Eukaryota; Metazoa; Chordata; Actinopteri; Spariformes; Sparidae. Gene Ontology annotation, molecular function: structural constituent of postsynaptic intermediate filament cytoskeleton. Bases 220 to 1689 code for a protein of 489 amino acids. The transcript has 3 exons. Gene Ontology annotation, biological process: intermediate filament organization. The record is from RefSeq and is a predicted model, not a curated record. Gene Ontology annotation, cellular component: cytoplasm; intermediate filament; postsynaptic intermediate filament cytoskeleton.
GCGAACAUAAAAAAAAAUAAUAAUAAAAAAAACAAAAAAAAAAACCCAAACAUCUGCAGCAAAAUAUUCAGCGCUGAUUCUCGUGUCCAUCGUGCAACCUGACGCAUGCGGAACGAACGAGUCCUGAUGUUGCCGUCGAGCAUUAAUUAGUGAUUGGGUCGCCCCCCCUAUAUAAAGGAGACGCACCCACUGCUCUGCUCUGUCUCCAGUCAAGCCAAGAUGAGCUACGGAUCUGAAGUCUUCUCCUCCUCCUCCUACAGGAAGAUUUUCGGGGACUCUCCCCGUUAUGCGUCCUCUCCCUCGCGGUCUGCCGGGAGCGUGACCUCCCGGGGAGGGUACCGGUCCUCCUCUCUGUCCCGGAGCCACGUCUCAUCCGUGCCCUCGUACAGCAGAAAGUCCGGCCGCUCCUUCUCCUCCAUGCCGCUGGAGACCUUCGACCUGACACAGAGCAGCGUCCUCAACAAUGAGUUCAAAAUCGUCCGCACCAACGAGAAGGAGCAAAUGCAGGGUCUCAAUGACCGCUUUGCGAUGUUCAUCGAGAAAGUGCGCAACUUGGAGCAGCACAACAAAGUGCUGGAGACGGAGUUGACGGCGCUGCGUCAGCGGCACAACGAGCCGUCCCGCCUGGCCGAGCUUUACCAGCAAGAGAUCCGCGAGCUGCGCUCCCAGCUCGAGGAGGUGAACGGAGAGAAGUCCCAGCUCUUUCUGGAGAGGGAUAGCAUUGAAGACGAGCUGCAGAAGCUCCGGGGCAAAUACGAAGAGGAGUUCCGUGCCCGGGAGGAGGCGGAGGUCACCCUCAAGGUGUUCAAGAAGGAUGUGGAUGAUGCCACCAUGGUGCGCCUGGACCUGGAGAAGAAGGUGGAAUCUCUGCUGGACGAGAUCAGCUUCCUCAGGAAGGUGCACGAGGAGGAGGUGGCCGAGCUGAUGGACAUGAUCCAGGCUUCCCAGGUGUCCGUGGAGAUGGAGGUGUCCAAGCCGGACCUCACCUCCGCCCUCAAGGAGAUUCGAAGCCAGUACGAGUCCAUGGCGUCCAAGAACCUGCAGUCGGCCGAGGAGUGGUACAAGACCAAGUUCGCCGACUUGUCCGAGCAGGCCACCCGGAGCAACGAGGCCAUCCGCGCCAGCAGGGAGGAGAUGAAUGAGUUCAGGAGGCAGCUGCAGUCCAAGACCAUCGAGAUCGAGAGUCUGAGGGGAACCAACGAGUCUCUGGAAAAGCAGCUGCGGGAGAUGGAGGACAGGCACCAUGUGGAGAUCGGAAACUACCAGGACAGCAUGGUGGAGCUGGAGAAUGAGCUGAGGACCACUAAGAGCGAGAUGGCUCGUCACCUGAGGGAGUACCAGGAUCUGCUGAACGUCAAGAUGGCACUGGAUAUUGAAAUCGCGGCUUACAGGAAACUCCUUGAAGGCGAGGAGACCCGCAUUGGGACAGGGAUCACCUAUCCUGGCCCCACCAUGGGCGUAGGUGCCGGGCAAGGCUACAACUACCAGUCCCGCAUGUACACCAGCUCCAGCAGGGGCUCCAAGAAGGAGGGCAAGGACGAGGACCAGCAGCAGCAGCAGCAGCAGCAGCAGAGCAAGUCCGGUGCCAAGGUGACCCAGCGUGAAGUUUACGAGGAGACGGUGGUCACCACCAAGAAGAUGGAGAAGCAGCAAGACGGAGGCGAUAUUCCCACCAAUCAGAAAAACUAAGAGCCCACUGUAAGCUGGGUUCUGACCCCUGAAGCUUCCCUCUUACCCUUCAAACCCAAUCCUUUCUUCAUUUCCCAUCCUAAAACAAACCCUGAGCCUUUACACUUAAACACUUGUUCUGAAAAGAUAGGUCUGCUUUUGCCUUCUUAUCUUUAACGGGGUAAUAUGUAAGAACUGUAGUCUAUAAGAUUCAAAAAUUGAGAAAAUUGGGAAAUAACACUGCAGACGUUGUGUCAAACACAACUUUGUACUGUGUCGCAGAGACAUUUAUUGAAGUUGGUGACAGUCACAGAUAGUAAACAAAACCAUCACUCCCCCGUUCCUCUGAGCUUCCAAUCUGGGCAUGGGCUGCUCCACGCUCAGCCCCUUAAAAGGGGCAAUAUGAAAGAGUUUUUGUUUCAAACAUCCCAAAAUGAGCUACAAUUAUAAUUAUAGUUAACAACAUCAAAACUCCCCCUGUGCUCUGAGCUGCCAGUCCAGCCAGGGUCAAUUAAUUUGACCGCUAACUGCUCUGGUUAACUGAGCUAAGUGCUAGCCAGCUGCGGUUAGUAGCUACUUUGGAGAUAUACUGCCCCCUAUUUGUGGCCUAAUCGGGCAUAUUGCAACUUUUAAGUAAGGUAAGAAUGCCGUGGCUUCAGUCUCUGUGUUGGCUGCCCCUAAGCGUUCAGAGUGCAGGGUCUGGCUGUUUGUUUUACGUGGGUUCAAUCUUCCUCGUCCCCCUUUGUCCCCCACAUGUGUCCCCCAAGGGAAAUCCAUUAUAACUCUCCUGUUACCAUCACUCUAUACAAACCACGGAACAUCUGUUCUCUCUCUUUCACCCAGUCAGCAUCAGACAACACUUAGGUAGCAUCUCUAACAGAAGUUCCACUGGUCGUUCACACACGGGCCUAAUGUUGCAUCAAUAUGUGAUACAGGAACACCACAGUAGAUAAUAAUAUCUCUGGUCAUUCACCACUAACACAAGCUGUGAGAUACUCUGAACACAUUCCAAUGGAAGCCGUGUGUGUGUGUGUGUGUAUGAAGUGUUACAUUUAACGAUCUGAGGACUCAAACACAUCAGCUGGUGUCGGUUACUCUUUCUGCAUCCACUUAUGCGAUACAAAUAAAAUUAUUCUUGAUCUAAUAAGGACAGUUUAAUAAAGAAGCACACAGUCUACAGUUACAAGAAAACAGCCAAAAAUAAGUACCAAUAUGUGAUAGUGUCUUGCUGAGCCAUUAUUUUAAGCCUCUUUACUAAAAAUGGAGUUCGUAAGCAAAACGUCUGCUUAAAUCUCCUCUCGCACAAUCGUUUUGAUCACAGCCGAUGGUGCUUCAGUGCCCCAGUCAGCUCUGCAUGACAGCAGUAUGGAGGAGGAUGAACGUCCUCGGUCCUCCUUUUUUAACUCCCUGGCGAAGUUUCACUCUUAAAAGUGGAUUGUUGUAGCUAUAAGAAUGAGAAGCCAACAAGAAAACAAAUGUAUUAAUCGAGGAUAAUUUGCAUGGUGUAUGUAGAUGUCAUGCAUGGAAUCCAUCAACCCAUCAUUUGGCACCGUUUCAUCCUUUGGAGUUAAAACGCCAUGCUGAGCAUCAUCACGCACAGUGCUCGCUGAUAAAUGUAAUAGACAUGUGCUUGUUAGCCUGUAGGCUAGAUCUGGAGACUACUUGUUAUAGCUCUUUCUGUAGGAUGUGACUUAGGUAGGCUUCUCUGCUGCUGAUGCUAUGAGGAUGAGAUGGAAAGAUCCUCUUUAAGGCGCUUAUAUAGGAUUGUCAAAGCUACCUAAUUUGGUAAUAAUGAGCAGUUUUCACAAUGUGCUAGGAAAGAUGCAGGCAAAAGGGAAGCAAAAAUGCUUGAAAGGAGGCAAAACGAUGAGGAAGGGUGGGGGGGGGGGGGGGAUUCCUCUCCUGAAUUGUAAAUUACGCUUUAGCAGAAAAGACUCUGUAUGGUCCAUCCAUGUAACGCCAUUCCCCAUGUGCCAUCGACGAUGCUUUCGAGCCCCAGAAUCCGCACCAUGAUACUCAGCCAGAAGAAAAUAAAAUGCCAUCAACAUUCAUCACAGAUUCAGUCAGAAGCUGCCAGACCAUCAUGUGUUUGAAACUACUUGACCUUUGUCUUUAUAACUGUGGCCAUGACUGGAUAAAAUGGCUGUUGUAGUACAACCUCACCACUAGCAAUCCUUCUGUAUGAGCGUGUUUUUCUGCUUGUGCACUGCCAACUUUGACACAGCUAUCUUGUUCUGCUGCUGCUGCUGCUCAUGGCGUUUGCACGCCCUGACAAACUGCACUCACAGAGAAAACAAAAAAAAAACAAACUAUUGAUUGUACGGGCAGACUGUUCUGGAUUGGGUUCCGGUUGUUUAGCUUGAGGCUCGUGAUAAGUAUCUCAGUACUGUAGUGAGUGUGUUUAUAUCUCUACACAGUGGCCUAUCAUAUCUGGAAUUAUUUGAGGGGCAGCGAAAUCUGGAAUGUCAGGCAAUUUGUUUUAUGGAUAAAUGGAUUCAAGUGUGAAGCGGGCAGGGAAGAACCUCAGAUGUACGAUAAAUAUAAGCAGCAUUUAUAGUAUACAGCUAUAACAAUGGAUGAAUGGUUCGUGGGUGCAAAUGUCAAGCCUUUAUCUUUACACUGUAAACCAAAAGAGUUUUCAUUGGUGUCUGAGGACAAAAUGUCACUACUUCAACUUCUACAGCACUGCCAAACUUUUUUGAACGCCACUUCAUGAAAAAGAGCAUCAAGUAUUUUCUGCAAAUACAGUACGUCACCAAUCCAAAAAAAAAAAAGAAAACCAAACAACAACAAUCAAGAUUUAGCCAUAGGACAAAUACUGUAGGAUGUGAAAUGCCUUAAAACACCAGCAGCUUUUAUUCUGGCCAUGUGUGUGAUGUGUAUGAUUCUGUUCAGUGGGGUGUUUAAUCAUUAUUCUCUCUUUGUUAGUGUUUAUUAGAGCUACCAUGACUACAGAAGCAUAGGGAUUGAAUGUAGUUGACAUGCUAUUCUCUUUACUCUUGUUACUACUCAUGUAUUGCUGUAUGACACCAUAUCAAUAAAGACUUGACAUUACAGAGGCACAUGA